Molecule: messenger RNA, 273 nt
Organism: Heterobilharzia americana
Lineage: Eukaryota; Metazoa; Platyhelminthes; Trematoda; Strigeidida; Schistosomatidae
Source: the annotation of a GenBank genome assembly
AUGCUGAGCGUUGGUGAUUUGCUUAGAAGAGCUUUAUGGCUUCUUAUCACGUUGCAUGGAAUAUUCUCUUUUCCUAGUACAAAAAAUGAGUACACAAUUCGUAUGCCAGGAGUUAGGUUGACACAGGAUGAUGAAUACUGGUGUUAUGCUCAAAAACUUGACAAUGAAACAUUGUACAUAACCAAGUUUGAGCCAAUAUAUGAUCCUGAACUUGCGCAUCAUAUGAUUCUGUUUGGUUGUAAUGAAACUGGAUCUUCAAAAGGCUUGUGGUAA